Messenger RNA from Suillus subaureus, 309 nucleotides. RefSeq lists its product as uncharacterized. The record is from RefSeq and is a predicted model, not a curated record. The coding region runs from base 1 to 309 and encodes 102 amino acids. The transcript is spliced from 3 exons. Lineage: Eukaryota; Fungi; Basidiomycota; Agaricomycetes; Boletales; Suillaceae.
AUGCCACCACCAGAUAAGCGCAUGGUUCUCAACAAAGAACACGUUAUUCCAGCUACGACAAUCAGCCCGUCGAGUUUGCAGACCUUUAAUGCAAUUGUAGAUCACAUUGCCAUAGUAGCAACUCAAAGCGGCGAUGCUGGAAGCCAAGCUUCAGAUCCCUCGAACCAUGUUGCUCAGGCAGUUUCUAAGAUGCAAAAAGUCCUCCGUGGUGCCCUGAUCAAUGGACGUGACUGGAUCUUCCUUCUCAUGACGCUCAACGACGAUUAUGCGGAGCCUCCUAUAUGCGAUCUGAUGAAAUCUCCCUGGUGA